GAGCGGCGGGAUGGCACUGCCGGGUGGAAAUAAGGAUAAUAUCAGAGCUGGAUGCAAGAAGUGUGGCUACCCUGGUCAUCUGACAUUUGAAUGUCGAAACUUCCUCCGAGUAGACCCUCAAAGAGAUAUUGUUCUAGACGUUAGCAGCACUAGCAGUGAAGACAGCGAGGAAGAGGAACUACAGAGAUUACAAGCCAUGCGUGAAAAAAAGAAUUUAAAUGAAGAGGAGGAAAAAAAGAAGCAGAAAAGAAAAAGCAAAGAGAAAACAAAAUUAAAAAGACCAAGGAAAAGAUCUUCCUCGUCAAGUUCUGCAGAAGAGGAUGAGCCAAAGUCAAAAAAACAAAAAUCACACAAAAAAGAAAAAGAAAAGGGGAAAAAGCAUAAAUCUAAGAAAGGAAAGCAUCAUAAAAAGGAGAAAAAGAAGAGACGAAAGGAAAAAAGUUCAUCUUCUAACAGUUCAGACAGUUCGAGUAGUGACUGACAUGCUGGUCUAUUUUUGCAUUCAUUUCUGCCAAGAAGAUGAUUUUCCUUUCAUAGCAGGUUUAUUUAUGCUUUGCAAUGCUGUUGUAAAAUGGGAUAUAUAUUUUUUUUUGAGAAAUCUAUUUGCAUACAUCAGCGCUUCAAAUGGACCAUUUAUGAAAAAAAUCUACUUUUCUGUUUCAAGUUUUUUAGUACUAAACCUUGCAACUAGUUCUUCACUCUAAUUUUUAGUUCAGUUGUGAUUGUGUUUGUAAUCCUUUACAGUAGGAUGCAGUAAAUUUCAGUUUGCGUAGAAAACUGAAUUCUGUAGAAUCAUUUGUGUGGAAUGAUAUGGAUUUAAUGUCAGAAUUGUUACAUCAAGUUUGGAAAUUCAAGUAAGAUUUUCUAUUACCCUUUAAAUAAAUGUAUGUUUUACACAACA
Molecule: messenger RNA, 901 nt
Organism: Sturnus vulgaris (Common starling)
Lineage: Eukaryota; Metazoa; Chordata; Aves; Passeriformes; Sturnidae
Gene: SREK1IP1
Product: SREK1 interacting protein 1
Molecular function (GO): nucleic acid binding; zinc ion binding
Source: RefSeq, a predicted model, not a curated record